AUGUCAGUCAACGGAGAAGCAUUUAUAUUAGAUGAUCGUGCCAAGGCACUUGCCAACUACCCACAUAUGAGAAAGGCAAAUGGUUUGUUAUUCGUAUCUGGUAUCUCUUCAAGAAGACCUGAUAAUACUUAUGAAGGUGUUACAGUUGAAGCUGAUGGUAAAGUUACAUUAGACAUUAAAGCACAGACUAAAGCAGUGAUUGAGAAUAUUCAAACUAUUCUAAAGUCUGGUGGAGCUGACCUUGCAAACAUCAUCGAUAUGACUGUAUUCCUCGUCGAUAUGAAAGAUUAUGCUGGAUUCAAUCAAACCUACAACAACUACUUUAAUGCAGACACUGGUCCAACUCGUACCACUGUAGCUGUUCAUCAACUCCCAAAUCCAAACCUUUUAAUUGAAAUUAAAUCAUAUGACAUGACUGAAACAAAAAUGGAAACUACUUUAUUAUCACCUUUGGAAUAUUUACCAUUUGAAGUAUUUCAUAUUAUUUUAAAUUAUAUAGAGGAUCAAGACAUUGAAAGUUCAUUCCAAUAUGUAUCACAAACAGUUUAUCAUAGUUGCCAAGAUGACAGCUUUUGGAAAUUAAAAUCAAGAGAAAAAUUCCAAACCUCUCCAAAACUAAAAUCAUAUAAUCAUCCUCAACCUUGGAAAGAUUUUUAUUUUGAAAAUAUAAAAGAAAAAUAUUUAAUAAUUGCAUCUGAAAAUGGAAUUGAAAAGAUUCUAGAUGUACAAAUGACCUUGAAAGUUCAAGGAAUUCAAAAUGUCGAGAUUUUAAAUAUCAAUGGAUACAAACGACUUCCGGAAAACAUAUUCCAGUAUGACGCUAUUCUAUUUUUUUCAUAUUGUGGAUUCUUUCAAAAACAUGUAGGCGAUGAAUUAUAUGAUUUCGUUCAAAGUGGAGGUGGUGUAGUUUUAGGAACUUAUUCAAAUUGUGGAGGAGGAAAUAGAUUAGAAGGAAAAUGGUUGGAAAAUAAUUAUGAUCCUAUCACGGGAGGAUCGACUUCUCGAAUGUAUAAAUUAAAAUUGGGUAAAAGAGAAUGUGAGAAUCAUCCGGUUCUGAUGGGCGUAGAUAAUUUUUGUGGUGGUGGACAAAGUUCACAUAGCGACGGCACCCUUUCAACAGGUGCAACAUUAAUUGCAUCUUGGGAGAAUGGGCGUCCACUCAUUGCCGAAACACCAACCAACGGAGCAGGAAAGAUUGUAUCACUCAAUUUCUAUCCUCCAAGUGACCGAAUCGAAUCAGAGUCUUGGACACACACUUCCGACGGUGCUAAAUUACUAGCCAAUUCACUUCGAUAUGUUAGAGGUUUCACAUCUACAACCAUUUCAACAAACUCUUAUUAA
This is a messenger RNA of Cavenderia fasciculata, 1341 nucleotides long. RefSeq names its product 2-Aminomuconate deaminase. Gene Ontology annotation, molecular function: deaminase activity; protein binding. The record is from RefSeq and is a predicted model, not a curated record. The transcript has 7 exons. The coding region runs from base 1 to 1341 and encodes 446 amino acids. Gene Ontology annotation, cellular component: cytosol; mitochondrion. Lineage: Eukaryota; Evosea; Eumycetozoa; Acytosteliales; Cavenderiaceae.